Molecule: messenger RNA, 1372 nt
Organism: Juglans microcarpa x Juglans regia
Lineage: Eukaryota; Viridiplantae; Streptophyta; Magnoliopsida; Fagales; Juglandaceae
Biological process (GO): endocytosis
Cellular component (GO): membrane; clathrin vesicle coat
Source: RefSeq, a predicted model, not a curated record
UGGGUAUUGUUUGUCUAUCCGUCUUCCCUAAUCUUUAUAGUUCUGCAAAUCCUCUCCCCAGCAGCCCACAAAAGAGCGAAGAAGAGGGUGGGCAAAAUAGUAAUUAAGUGAGCACCUUGCUUUGCCUGCUGAUCUCCACACUAAUCCACAUUACAGUUGACCUUUAAAUUGAAACACUCACUUUCAACCCACGUCUCUCUCUCUCCUCCUCCAUAUUGAUUUCGGUUUACCUUCUUCCCCAAUUCCUCUGCUUUCUUUUCGUUCAUUUCUUUCCACAUUUCCAUACCCCAUGUCGUUUAACCAGAUGCAGGAGGACGACGAUGAGGAGGCCUUGGAGCAGACCCUCCUGGUCGUCCGAGAGGUUUCCGUCUACAAAAUUCCUCCCCGCACCACCUCCGGCGGCUACAAGUGUGGCGAGUGGCUCCAAUCCGACAAGAUCUGGUCCGGUCGCCUCCGGGUCGUUUCCUGCAAGGCCCGCUGCGAGAUCCGCCUCGAGGACCCGGCAUCAGGGGACCUCUUCGCCGCUUGCUUCGUCUAUCCGGGUCAGCCCCGCGAAAGCUCCGUCGAGACCGUCCUCGAUUCGUCCCGCUACUUUGUCCUCAAGAUCGAGGACGGCGGGGGCAAGCACGCCUUCGUGGGACUUGGCUUCUCGGAGCGCAACGAGGCCUUCGACUUCAACGUUGCACUCUCCGAUCACGACAAAUACGUCCGGAGAGAGCACGAGAGUGGGGACGCCACUGAAAACGACACCCAAAUCGAUAUUCAUCCCGCUGUUAAUCAUAGAUUGAAGGAAGGUGAAACAAUCAGGAUAAAUGUAAAGCACAAGCCUACUAGUGGGAGUGGUAUGCUUUCAGCUGCUUCUGACUGGGGGCUUUCUGGAACUGGAAAGCCUAAAGCAUUGAGCCUUGCCCCACCACCCAGUGGAGCAGGAAAAAUCAGGUCUCCACUCCCUCCACCUCCCAAUGAUCCUGUUGCUGCUCGGAUGACCUCUGCCAGUCACCACGGUGUUGGUCUCAAGGGGUCUAAGGAAAAUGUGAUGCAUUCCAAUGAUCCUUUAUCAGACCUUUCACUGCUUGAGAGAAAUCUUCCUUCAGCAACUGGAUCAGGAUCGACAAAGACCGCUGCUUCAGGAUGGGCAGCCUUUUGAUUGUGUGAGCAUUUAUUGAUUGCGGUUGAGAUCUUUGUUUGGUGGCGUCUUUUGAAAAAAAAUGAAAAAGUAACAAAAAUGAGAAUGAGAAAAUAGAAAGCGAAAGGUACCAAAUACUUCAAUAUCUGGAUAAUAAUGUUUCCUGGAAUAUAUAUAUCUACCUAUUUCCUUUGUCCUAAUUGAACCUUUUUUUUACAAAUCCUGGAAUCUUGAAGGUCUUAACUG